Messenger RNA from Paraglomus brasilianum, 2874 nucleotides. The record is from the annotation of a GenBank genome assembly. NCBI's taxonomy places the organism in Eukaryota, Fungi, Glomeromycota, Glomeromycetes, Paraglomerales, Paraglomeraceae.
AUGGUAAAAGACGCCCAUACGGUAGAAUGUGUCAACGAAGCGAUUGAUGAUAAUCAUCUGUGGUAUUUAGCAUAUGGCAGCAAUAUGAACAAGAAAACCUUUCAAGGUCUCCGUAAAAUAGUUCCACUUCAGCACAAAGCGGUUACUGUCCCCGAAUAUUGGCUGAGCCUUGACAUGAUGGGUUCACCUUAUAUUGAACCAUGUUUCGCAAGUAUUGUAAAAAGAACCCGUCAGAAUAUUACUGAAGGAUAUGCAAGAGAAAUACAUUUACGAUGCAAAGCAGGAACUUUAUUUAAAUGGAAUCCGGAUAACCCCGAAGAAUCGCUGCCCCCCACACUUCACGGAGUUGCUUAUUUAAUCACGAAAGAGCAGUUCAAACGAAUAUUGAUGACCGAAGGUGGAUGGGGAUACGAUGAUUUUCCAGCUGGAUAUUCUGUAAUUGAUGUAGAAUGCAAAACUUGUGAUGCUGAAAAAAUUGUUGCCAAAACACUGAUUGCCAGACCUGCUUCCGUGAAAAUAGGAUGUCAGGCUAGUGAAAGAUACUUGAAUUUAAUGCGAGAAGGUGCGAAGGAAUUUGGAUUCGAUCCUACUUAUCAGAAAUAUCUCUUCGACCUCCAACCAUAUCGACCAGAUACUCAGAGCCAUGGAGUGAAGUCGGUCAAACAAUUGUUGGCGCAAGACGGUGCUUUACCUAGUACUAAAGGAGUCCCUUUGAAAGAAGAAAUUCAAGAGAGGGCUUCAUUACAGAACCUAAUAGGCUGGCUGCCAUAUGCUAAGAAAAUGCCAGCUGAAGCCAUUGAAAAUAGAGUGCACUCGGAUAAUAUGGCUCUCAAGCCUUCGCGGAAAAAUUUAGAACCAGAAACAAUAUUAAAGGCUGUUGUACUUGCUGAUAGUUUUAACGAACGCUUCAGACCGCUUACUUUCGAUAAGCCUAGAUGUCUAUUACCAUUAUGUAACACACCUCUUCUUGAGUAUACGCUGGAGUUUCUCGCUGUAGCAGGUGUUCAAGAAGUCGUAUUAUUAUGUAAGAAUCAUCCUGAACAAAUAAAGAAUUACGUCAGAUCAUCGAAAUGGAAUCGACCAUAUUCCCCACUAAAGAUAAUCACUAUAGUCACUCCAACUGCCUUGUCUGUUGGCGAUGCACUGAGAGAAGUAGAUAAUCGACAUUUAAUUUCAUCUGAUUUUAUUCUUGUAAGUGGAGAUGUUGUGUCGAACGUUCAAUUGGAUAAGGCAUUAGAGCUCCACAGGGCUCGAAAGGCUACAGAUAAGGAUUCCAUAAUGACGAUGGUCUUGAAAGAAGCGAGUCCUUUUCAUAGAACACGGGCUCUGGGUGAAUCAUCGAUUUUUGUGAUUGAUGAGAAAACAAGUGAAUGUCUUUAUUACGAUUCUUUGAAGCUGUUUCCGAGAAAAAGACGUAUGGUUAUGAGCAUGGAAGUGUUCGAUAAACACAGCAACGUCCAGAUUAGAAACGAUCUGAUCGAUUGCCAGAUUGAUAUCUGCUCUGUGGAGGUUCCCGCGCUAUUCAGUGAUAACUACGACUGGCAAGAAAUAAGACAAGACUUUGUCUACGGCAUUCUAACUACUGAAUUUCCCAAAAAGACGAUAUAUUCUCACGUUGUAAAGGACUCAUAUGCAGCACGCGUACGAAGUUUACAAACAUAUAACGCAAUCAGCAAAGAUAUGCUGUCGAGAUGGACUUACCCGAUAGUUCCAGACAGUAAUUUACAAGAAGGCGAUAGUUACAAGUACUUACGUGGACAUAUUUACAAAGAGCAAGAUGUCAUACUGUCGAGAUCGUGUGUCUUGGGGGAGAAUGUUCAAAUUGGAAGUGGUAGCGAGAUUGGGGAGAAUGUCAAGAUCAAUAAUUCGGUUAUCGGACGUCGUGUUCAAAUAGGAGCCAAUGUAACGAUUGAAGGAUCGCAUAUAUGGGACGAUGUGAAAAUAAGUGCCGGCUGUACAAUAUCGAAUUCGAUUCUUGCAGCAGGAGUACAGUUGGAAGAAAAUGUUGCGGUUCAAGAGGAUUGUUUGCUAUCGUACUAUGUUGUAGUAGGCCCUGAUGUUACUUUGCCCCCCCACACAAAGCUCACAAGACACACCGAAUCUAUGACUGCUACUCAAGAUAAAAAGGAGUCUUUAGAUCAUGAUUAUGAUCAAACUUUAAUUGGCGUUAAUGGUAAGGGAAAUAUAUGGGAAGACACGGAAUUAUUUGUAGACGAUCAAGACUUCCGAAACGCCCAAAUCGCCUCACUUGCCUAUGACCUAUCAACGGUUACACUUACUGACUCCGGAUCAGAAGCUUCCGUAAUAAGCGGAUCGUCCAUUUCAGAUGACGACGAUUAUGGAGAUACGAAUAGCACGGAGAAUUUCUCCCGAGAAGUCGAGCAAACACUCGAUCGUGCUUUUAAUGAAAAUCACAGCGUUGAAAUAGCUGCAUUGGAAUUGAAUACCCUUCGCAUGGCAACGAACACUACUUUUCAUGAUCUACGCACUGUGGUCAUUCCAAGUAUUUUGGACUUGGUCAAGAUUGAAAAAUUAAAUGAAAGUGUGAAAGAGGUUUUGAAUAAAUGGGGACCAUUAAUUGGGAAGCUUAUUUUGUCCGAAGCGGACCAGGUCGACGCAUUGAAUGUAUCACAGGGACACUGUGCAAAGAAAGAUUGUGACCCAAAACUUCUUUUUUGGACUAUUCGUUUGUUAUAUGAGCAAGACAUAAUUGAGGAAGAUGCCAUUUUGGAGUGGUAUAAUUCCGAGAAUGCAAGAGGCGCAGGAAGACCUGACAUAUAUGGCCAGUUAAGAGAUUCGCUUACGCCAUUCGUUAGAUGGCUGCAAGAAGCAGAGGAAGAGACGGAGGAUGAAGCUAGUGGUGAUGAGACAUAG